CACGAUGUGCAUUUUACAGCAUCAAAUAAUUGCAAUACCACCUCAGUAUCUCGCUCUUUAUCGCUCUCUUUCGACUUCCCAUUGACCAUUGAUAAAUUACCUGGAGCCUGCUCUCUACCGUCACCCUCCCGAUGCCGGGCUGCCCCGGCAAUGGAGAAGGAGAAUGAGCAGGCCGCAGUCCCCGUUGCCGUUGCUGGGAGAAGCACCAGUCCAGGUGACACUCAUCGGACCAGACGGCGCCGGCUCUCUUCGCAGCUUGAGGCCGCUCGCACAUCUACGGCGUGUCAUGUCUGUCGCGACAAGAAGGUCAAGUGCUCUGGCUCGUGGCCCUGUCGCUAUUGCAGCAAGCGACGCCUGAACUGUGUCUUCUCAGCGUCCGAGAAGCGGAAGAUGUACCCUGUCGCCCAGAUAGAACAACUUCAGCAGAAGGUUGCUGGUUACGAGAGUCAACCCCCUGUGGAGGGAUCUAGCCACAACCAACCUUCACCAGACCAAGGCCAGCAAGGCGGUCAUGAGAAUCCACCAUCGUCAAGGACCGUGGCAAUAUCACCAAAUUCCGAUAGUCGUCUUGCUACUCGGACGGUCGAAACGCCUCAUUCAGAGACUUCAGCCUUCUCAUUACUCACCCAACGCGUCGCCAAUGAGGACCAGCCAUCGGGAUCUACUAGCGCACCAAGUAAUUGCGCUCCAAAAGCAAUUCUCCCUGGGCCUUCUCUAUCGUCAAGCGAAAUCUUCGGCACAGAGAUACGUACGCUUCUUCUAGCACGCUCAUCAGGUAGAUCAGAUAAAAGUACACCAAUUUCGGCCGCUGUGGCAUCGCCACAUCUAGAUCGAGAACUCAUCAACAACGUGCACGGGUGGCCAUCUGAAGAAGAGGCGAACCAGCUUCUUGAACUCGUCAUCCUAAACGUCGGAAUAUCACAACACCUCUUCGAUAUCCGCUCCUUUUCUGACAAUUUAGCCCGGCUUUAUCAUGACACGGGUAACGAAACACCCUUGAGAGGACUUUGGUUUGUGCAGGUUCUAUUUGUUCUGGCUCUGGGGAGACUCCUGCGAGCUGGUACCGAUGACGAUUUAGAAGUCCCUGGAGUGGCCUUCUUCAACGAAGCCAUGCGGCAUAUGCCUGCUAUGAGUGACGUUGGAAAACAUGGAAUUCUUGGAAUUGAGGUCGUGGGACUUGCAGCCUUGUUCCUUCAAGUCGCAGAUCGGAAAGAUGAGGCAUACUUAUAUGCAAGUAUAGCCUUACGUUUGGCAAUAAGCAAUGGCAUGCACAAGGCAAACCAAAACCAGACGUAUUCUCGAUCAGAUUCUGUGCAUCGAAGUCGCCUCUGGUGGUCUCUCUACAUGCAGGAAAGGAGAUUAGCUGCUGCUGGUGGUCACCCAAUGGCCAUUGCUGACGAGGCCAUAUCAAUAAGUCCACCGGCCGAUGUGUCUGGGUUUUCUUCGGCGGCGGCAAUUCGAGUAAAUGUCAGGGCAGCCCGCAUUACAGGCCGCAUAACGUCAACAAUAUAUGUGCAAAACACCGAUUCAGAGGCAUCUUUCAUCAGAGACGUUGAGAGUAUUCUACACUCUCUACACGAUAUCGAGUCUACCAUGCCGGCCGAGUACAGCAUCAACUUCAGCCCAACCGGAUUACUGGUGGCAGGCCGCCCAUUUGCCGAAGCGGACACUGCAUAUGCACGGACGAGUUCAUCGCUCUACUUGAGCGUCUACCAGGCGGUGAUACAUACGGUACGACCGAUACUCCUCUACAUGGCUCGGAAUGUCCGAGAGCGCGAUGCAGAACCAACAACAAAUCUCACUCCAACGUUGCGCCGACUGGCCGAGAUUUGUGUUGAAGCUGCUCGAAAAAGUCUGGCCAUUCUUCAAAUGCUUCGAAAUACGGAGUUAAUUGCUAAAAACGCGUUCCUUGAUCUUGAUAUCCUAUUCUCCGUUGGAUUCAUCUUCGUCCUAGUGGAGGCUAUUCACCCAGACACAAACCUUGGCCUGGGCGGAAUUGAAGGCUCUAGACACGUUCUCCAGUAUCUUGUCACAGUUGGAAACCGGGCUGCUGCAAAGCGGUUGGCGGAGCUUGAUCAAAUGUGUAUACAUCUCCGACCAUCUCAAGACCAGCCCCACAUAGGUCAAGAUUUACCGUACGCAACGACGACUCAACCAUUCUCUUUUGACCCGGACGGCAACACUGGGGCUUUUGUGCCUGGGGCAAUUCCCUCGUCAAACAACCAGUCGAGGCAGCUCGGAGACAUUCCAGCACCCCCAGUUGGAGAGACUGAGGGCGCCUCGCUAGGCAUGGCUGAGGGUGCGAUGGAGAACAUGCUUCACGGCAAUGCAGAUCUGGCAAGCAUUUCUCUCGAGGGUGACAACGCCCUGUACUGGGUAUAUCACACGCCGGGGUUUGUUUAUACUGGGGCUGAGUUGGCCGACUGGGAGGCCUUGGAGUUCUAAGUGGCUUGGAUAUUUUGGGCCUUGAUCCAGUGUUUUAUUUUUAUUUUAGAUGCGGUGAUACCUGCCUUAAGUACCUUAGAUAUUAGUUUAGAUAUAUCCAUGUAUAGUCAGUAUAAGACAUGUCAGGUGUUGGUGG
Molecule: messenger RNA, 2581 nt
Organism: Ilyonectria robusta
Lineage: Eukaryota; Fungi; Ascomycota; Sordariomycetes; Hypocreales; Nectriaceae
Exons: 9
Coding region: 151-2445 (764 amino acids)
Biological process (GO): DNA-templated transcription; regulation of DNA-templated transcription
Molecular function (GO): DNA-binding transcription factor activity, RNA polymerase II-specific; DNA binding; zinc ion binding
Source: RefSeq, a predicted model, not a curated record